CAGGAUGGCCCAUUCAAACACAUACCUGCGGCAGCCCUGGUGCACCGUGCAUGGCAUCCCCAUGGUCAGAGCCUUCGCCUUCAACUGGGAACAGGUUGACAAUUUCCAGGCCCGCCCUGAGGACAUCGUGGUGGUCACCUUCCCCAAGUCUGGCACCACCUGGGUCAGUGAGAUCGUGGACAUGAUCCUGAAAGGCGGUGACCCAGAAAAAUGCAAGCAAGAAGACAUUGUGAACCGGGUGCCCAUGAUGGAGUUUUCUGCUCCUGGGAUGAUGGCAGCAGGCACAGAGCAGCUGGAAGCCAUGCCAUCUCCUCGCAUCAUCAAGACCCACAUCCCAGCUCACAUCUUGCCCAAAUCCUUCUGGGAAAACCGCUGCAAGAUGAUCUAUGUGGGGCGCAAUGCCAAGGAUGUGGCUGUCUCCUACUACCACUUUGACUUGAUGAACAAGUUCCACCCGCACCCAGGGACAUGGGCCCAGUACCUGGAGGAAUUCAUGGCUGGCAAAGUGGCAUAUGGUUCCUGGUACAACCAUGUCAAGGGCUACUGGGAGCGCAGGAAGGAUCACCCCAUUCUCUACCUCUUCUACGAGGAUUUGAAGGAGGACCUCUGCCGGGAGAUUGCCAAGGUGGCCCAGUUCCUAGGGCAGAAGCUGUCAGAGGCGGCGCUGGACACCAUCACCCGACACACUUCCUUCGAGGCCAUGCGGGACAACCCUGCUACCAACUACAGCAAGGUGCCCUCCGACCUCAUGGACCAUGGUGUGUCCCCCUUCAUGCGCAAAGGCACCACCGGAGACUGGAAGAACCACUUCACUGUGGCCCAGAACGAGCGCUUUGACCAGGACUAUGCGCAGAAGAUGUCUGACACUGACCUGUGCUUCCGCACUCAGAUCUGAGGUGGCACUGCUGGACACC
Messenger RNA from Cinclus cinclus, 914 nucleotides. Its product is annotated as sulfotransferase 1B1-like. NCBI's taxonomy places the organism in Eukaryota, Metazoa, Chordata, Aves, Passeriformes, Cinclidae. Bases 5 to 895 code for a protein of 296 amino acids. Gene Ontology annotation, biological process: sulfation. Gene Ontology annotation, cellular component: cytoplasm. The record is from RefSeq and is a predicted model, not a curated record. The transcript has 7 exons. Gene Ontology annotation, molecular function: sulfotransferase activity.